Verruconis gallopava is the source of this 1399-nucleotide messenger RNA. RefSeq lists its product as uncharacterized. Lineage: Eukaryota; Fungi; Ascomycota; Dothideomycetes; Venturiales; Sympoventuriaceae. The transcript has a single exon. The record is from RefSeq and is a predicted model, not a curated record. The coding region runs from base 121 to 1350 and encodes 409 amino acids.
GAUAAAACAAGAAUACAAGUCUGAUCUCCGGGCGUCUUGUUUUCUGGAAAAGCAAGAAGCUCCUGUAGCUGCACCCGUGUCCAGACAAGCAAUGAUCCUCAAGCGAACGUCGUUACGGCAAUGAUGGCGCAUUACACCAUGCUCCUUGAGAUCCCUCGCGAGGUGCGAGACCAGAUUCUGUUUCAUGUGUUCUUUGACGCAACCGGUGCAGAAGCCAUCGAGGCUGUUACCAUCAACAAUCGAUGUAGACAGGUCGUUACGGCGUAUCCGAAAGAGCAUGGCUGCGAAUCACUUCCAAAGCACCUGCGAUCCGGCCACGCACCCGCACAGGGAUUUGACGUGUCAGUCCUUCGUACUUGUCGUCAACUUCAGCACGAAGGUGAGGAGGUGCUGUACUCGAACUUGAAGUUCGAUCUUUGGGCGUACAGGUACGACUACGAUGCCCGUCGUAAGCUCCUUGAGAAAAUCGGCCCUGCAAAUCAAGCCAGACUGAGGCAUCUUCGAAUCUCCGGCCUCAAUCUUGCAGACGUCUUCGACUCUCAUAUGCCUUUGUGUGAGUGGAGAUACCUCACCAAGUUCAUCGCGACCAACUGUCCAUUGCUUCAGAGUCUGGAGUUGCAGGUGUCGGCAGAUGAGCCGUUCGAUGCGGAGCACCCGUGGAGUACGACUACACUCUCUGGGCCAUGGAUACAAGCUCUUCUGCAGAUCAAGGGCAUCAAAGAGUUGAGAUUCUCUGUAGAGUCUAAGCAACGACCUGACGACGUCAUGUUUGAGGUGUCUUCGCAGUCUUCGUCACCUGAUGACGAUCUUUGCGACCAUUUCCGAGACACUACUGCGUGGCUAAAGAAAAAAAUGACUGAAGACAGGGACGAAGCCGCCUCCGAGGAAUCGUCUUCGCCAGCAGCACCUUUCGACUUCACCAGCCUGCCACAGAAGAUUCAAAAGCUAAUUAUCCGCCACGCCGUCCUGCCAGAGGAUAAGGUGAUCCACACCUGUCUGCCCUUACAGAUCACGGCAAAUUCAAGCAACAUUCUGUCCUUCUUGUUAAGCUGCCGCUCGGUCUCGCUGCUCACCGAGGAAGUCAUAUAUCAGGAAGCCCUCUUCUCCUGCUGCAAUAGUAGAUUCAAGCAUCGGUUCAAGGAGUUUCUUCGCCGACGCAGCCCUCGACAGCGGCAACUAAUGAGACAAUUCUUCUGUGCGGAACUGGACCCGUGGGCAGAUCGCAGCUUUUUCUCCUUCAGACGAACCAAGUUCCCCAACUUGGUGGACUGGAACGAGCGAGGCGGUUUUCGGUGGUGGAGCAGUCAUCACCCGUGCUUCAGCGUCUGUCAAAAUGCACUAGAAUCCUAGCGACUCAUGUACUACUAUUCUAGGUACAUAAUAUCAACCGAUGUAACUA